Messenger RNA from Eutrema salsugineum, 1638 nucleotides. Its product is annotated as eukaryotic translation initiation factor 4B3. The transcript is spliced from 2 exons. Gene Ontology annotation, molecular function: mRNA binding; translation initiation factor activity. The record is from RefSeq and is a predicted model, not a curated record. NCBI's taxonomy places the organism in Eukaryota, Viridiplantae, Streptophyta, Magnoliopsida, Brassicales, Brassicaceae. The coding region runs from base 83 to 1297 and encodes 404 amino acids.
ACGAGAGCCAUUCAUUCAAUCAAUUCACACAAAGAGAGAGAGAAAGAGAAGAAGCCAAGGAAGAAGAGAAUCUCAGCAAAGCAUGGCGGCUGCUGUAUCAUCUGUUUGGGCAAAGCCUGGUGCUUGGGCUCUCGACGCCGAGGAAAACGAAGCCGAGCUCCAGCAACAAUCCCUUGCCUCUAAUCAGACCAACUCCUCCUCCGAUUUUCCCUCCUUAGCCGCUGCGGCGACCACCAAAACGAAGAAGAAGAAGGGCCAAACCUUAUCACUCGCCGAAUUCGCUACCUACGGCUCUGUUAAGGCGGCGUCGGCUCCAAAGACGGAGCGGCUCACUCACGAUGAGCUCGUCUCCCUCCCCACCGGCCCCCGCGAGCGCUCCGCCGAGGAGCUCGACAGAUCUAAGCUUGGAGGCGGUUUCCGGAGCUAUGGAAGGGAUGACUCGAGGUGGAGUUCGUCUAGGGUUUCGGAGGAUGGAGAGAAGAGAGGCGGCGGGUUUAACAGGGACAGGGAAUCUGGCAGGGAUUCGGGUCCUUCGCGUGCGGACGAGACUGAUAACUGGGCGGCCGGGAAGAAACCCGUCGGGGGAAACGGAUUUGAGAGGAGAGAGAGAGGCGGCGGAUUCUUCGAAUCUCAGUCUCAGUCCAAGGCUGAUGAAGUCGAUAGCUGGGUCUCGUCUAAGCCAUCGGAGCCCCGGAGAAUCAGUUCUAGCAACGGCGGCGCUGAUAGAUUCGAGAGAAGGGGAAGCUUCGAGUCCUUGUCUAGAAACCGGGAUUCACAAUACGGCGGCGGCGGCUCUGAUUCAGACAGCUGGGGGAGGAGAAGAGAAGAAAUCGGCGCACCACCUCCGAGCGGUGGAUCACGGCCGAGAUUGGUGUUACAGCCCCGUACGCUUCCCGUUGCAGCGCCAGCCAUUGUGGAUGUGAACCCGGAAAGUGCGGUGACGGUCACAGUAGAGAAACCUAAAGGUGCGAAUCCUUUUGGGAACGCCAGGCCUAGGGAGGAGGUUUUGGCAGAGAAAGGCCAAGAUUGGAAAGAGAUUGAGGAGAAGCUCGACGCUGUGAAGUUGAAGGACGUUGCUGCAGCCAUUGAGAAGUCUGAUGAGAGGUCUCCAGGGAAAAUGGGGUUUGGUCUUGGCAAUGGCCGUAAUGACGAUCGUACCGAAAGAAGUUGGAGGAAAAGCACUGAGCAAUCUGAGGAGGGAGCUCAACAGGAGGAACCAGUUGUAGAAGAGGCUAAUAAGGAAGCCGCUAACAAGGAAGAAGAGGCUGAUAAGGAAGCGGCUGGGAACGAAAAGUAAAGUCUCCACAGUUACUUAUUUUGGGAUUGUGAUGAGAGAGUUCGGUUCUUGAGGUUUAUCUAGCUUCUGAGAAUCUGUUGUUGUUAAAUUUGGAUGGUGAUAAGUUGUGUGUGGAACUCGAUAGAAAAUUUUGGUAGUGUCCUUCUAAUCUUCUCUCCAAGUAUUUUUUGCAAUUUUUAGGGUUUUGGGUGUCUUUCUAUGAGUUGUACAAUUUUGUUAUUCGUUUCAUCAUCAUUUAUUGUUUUUCGUUCGAAAGCUUCUUCUUUUGUAGUGGUAAGCUGCGAUUCAGAUGUAUGUAUUUCUUUCUACUUUGUGAUCGAAAGAAUGUGUAUCCUCGGUUA